Molecule: messenger RNA, 911 nt
Organism: Carya illinoinensis
Lineage: Eukaryota; Viridiplantae; Streptophyta; Magnoliopsida; Fagales; Juglandaceae
Product: 21 kDa protein-like
Exons: 1
Coding region: 103-696 (197 amino acids)
Biological process (GO): negative regulation of catalytic activity
Molecular function (GO): enzyme inhibitor activity
Source: RefSeq, a predicted model, not a curated record
UGCCUCAUAAACCCGCUAUAAAUACACACACCCAUCUGGCACUCAAACCACUCGUCCUCUCUAAGCUAAACUUAAGACACCCAUUUCUCUCUAGCAACGAUAAUGGCUAAGGUUUCUUAUCUUUUGCUACUUUUCUCUGUCUUGUGCUUUGCCGGUGUAGCCAUGUCAGCAGCAGCCGCUUCGAGUGGCGGUGCCAGAAAUUUCAUCAAGGCCUCAUGCAGCGCUACCACCUAUCCUGCCCUGUGCGUUCAAUCUCUCUCAGCCUACGCCGCAGAAAUCCAACAAAACCCACGCCAGUUGGCUCAGACCGCCUUGUCCGUGAGCCUGUCCAGCGCUCAAUCCACCAGGACAUUCGUGUCAAAGUUAAAGAAGUUCAAGGGAUUGAAGAACAAGGAGUAUGAAGCUAUUGCAGAUUGCUUGGACGAAAUGGGUGAUACUGUGGACAGGCUAGGCCAGUCGAUCAAAGAGCUCAAGAACAUUGGUAAAGCAAAGGGUCAGGAAUUUGUGUGGCACAUGAGCAAUGUUGAGACGUGGGUCAGUGCAGCACUAACCGAUGAGAACACUUGCGUUGAUGGGUUCGCUGGCAAGGCCUUGGAUGGCAAAAUCAAGGCGUCCAUUAAAGCACGGAUUGUCAAGGUUGCACAAGUCACCAGUAAUGCACUAUCACUAAUAAAUCACUAUGCCUCAAAGCACUGAGCCACUUCCCAGGUUUUGUUUUUGAAGGAUUCUUGGUCGCUACUUUUGUGUGGUUUGGUUCUGAUGUAUAUUUCAGUGUGUUUUUUAAUCAUACAUAUUAUAAAUCUCCGUAGCGUAAUCCGUAGAAUAUCCGGUACUCCAACAAUCAAAGUUGGUUUAAAAGUUCUAAAACUGUGACAUCACGCGUUCUAUGAAAGUCUUACAGCUCUUUUUUC